This is a messenger RNA of Theobroma cacao (cacao), 2730 nucleotides long. NCBI's taxonomy places the organism in Eukaryota, Viridiplantae, Streptophyta, Magnoliopsida, Malvales, Malvaceae. The record is from RefSeq and is a predicted model, not a curated record.
ACGGAUAAAAAGGCAGCGAGCUUCGGAGUUAGGAGGCCGUUGAAUCCCAAUCCUCAUCCCGCCAUUGGUAACAGUUGUAACAGUCCGAGAGUGGACAGCAUGCCACUCUUUGCAGCGUUGGGCACCAUUUGUGGUUACCCGAUGAGUAUAAUCCGAAAGAGGAACGUUUAUUUCAAAGUAUCAUCCUCGAUUGAAGGCCAUAAUCAAUCCAGAGUAAAGUACGAUUCUCUCAGGGUUCUAGAAUGGGACAAACUCUGCGACUGCGUCGCCUCUUUUGCCCGCACAUCCUUGGGUCGUCAAGCCACUAAGGCACAGCUUUGGUCUCUCGAUCAAACGUUCCAAGAGAGUUUGAGACUUUUACAAGAAACCAAUGCCGCAAUCCUAAUGCACAACCAUGGCUCUUUCAACUUGGACUUGACUUCCGUCGACCUUGCUCUCGUUAAAUCUGCCAUCAAACAGGCGCGGAGGGGCUUACCUAUAGAUGCAAACGCAGCAAUGGCUCUUGUGUCUCUACUACAGUUUAUUGAAGCAUUGCAGCUUAAUUUAAAAGCCGCAAUCAAGGAAGACUCUGAUUGGUAUAAACAAUUCAUGCCUCUUAGUGAAAAGAUUACGCAACUGGUUGUAAAUCGAUCAAUAAUUAAGUUGAUUCAGCAAGUUAUAGAUGAAGAUGGCACUGUUAAAGACUCCGCGAGUUCUGCCCUUAAAAAAGCACGUCAUCAAGUGCGAAUGCUUGAACGAAAGUUGCAUCACUUAGUGGAAAAUCUAAUUAGAAAUGAUACAAAAGAGGCAUCCCUUCUGGAGGCGAGUACUAUUGACGGUAGAUGGUGUAUAAGAUCAGGGACUGAUCAAAUGACGAGUUUUAAGGGUCUUCUAUUGUCCAGUGGUUCAGGACUAGGAAGUAUUAUAGAGCCACUUGCAGCUGUUCCUUUGAAUGAUGAGUUACAACAAGCGAGAGCAUUAGUGGACAAGGCUGAGGCAGAUGUGCUUUUGAUGGUGACAGAAAAGAUACAAAUGGAUCUCGAUGACAUUGAAAAGAUCUUGAGAAGUGCAAUUCAAUUGGAUAUUAUUUAUGCUCGUGCAACUUAUAGUCAUUCAUUUGGAGGGACAUAUCCCAAUAUAUACCUGCCAGAAGACAUCAAUGGAACUUUAAUGGCUGAAUCCUACAGAUCGAAGGACAAAACUUUACAGGCAUCAAAUACCAAUAAAGAAUGGAUUUUAUAUCUGCGUAAAGCUUAUCAUCCUUUAUUACUUCAGCAGCAUAGGCAAAAGCUGCACAUGGCUCGGAAGGAUGUCCGCAAUGCUACUGCUGAAAUCAGGAGAAGAAAACUGCAGGGAGAGAAUAUGGCAGUCAAAGGAGAAGCAGAUAUAGAUCUUUCAUCCUUGGAAAUGCAGUUUCAAGAAGAUUAUUGUCUUGAUUGCCAGGUUAGAGCACUAGAAGAAGCUCCCCCUGUGCCAACUGAUUUUUUUAUCGCUCAGAAGACGAGAGUACUGGUCAUAACUGGCCCUAAUACUGGUGGUAAAACUAUAUGCUUAAAGACAGUUGGAUUGGCUGCUAUAAUGGCAAAAUCAGGUCUUCAUGUUUUAUCUUCUGAAUCUGCAAAAAUUCCUUGGUUUGAUAGUGUUUUUGCUGAUAUUGGUGAUGAGCAGUCCUUGUCUCAAUCAUUGUCUACAUUCUCUGGCCGCUUGAAGCAAAUUAGUGAAAUUCGAUCACAGUCCACAAGUCAAUCAUUGGUGCUACUAGAUGAAGUUGGCGCAGGAACAAAUCCCCUUGAAGGAGCAGCAUUGGGAAUGUCUCUACUAGAAUCUUUUGCUAAAACUGGUGCCUUGUUGACAAUAGCUACGACACAUCAUGGUGAACUUAAAACUUUGAAAUACAGUAAUGAUACCUUUGAAAACGCUUGUAUGGAGUUUGAUGAAGAGAACUUGAAGCCAACUUACAAGAUUCUCUGGGGAGUACCAGGUCGUUCAAAUGCAAUCAAUAUAGCUGAAAGAUUGGGAGUACCCAGCAUAGUUGUUGAUAAUGCUCGUGAGCUAUAUGGUCCUGCUAGUGCAGAGAUUGAUGAGGUAAUAAUAGAUAUGGAAACAUUCAAGCAAAGUUUUCAAGAGCUUAUACAUGAGUCUCGGCAUUAUUUGAUGCUGUCAAGAAGUCUUCAUGAGAAGCUAUUGCUCACCAGAAGAAAGCUUAAAGAUCUUGGCACUGAUCAAAGAUAUAAGAUGAUGCAAGUACUAUCUGAGGCUGCUGCAGUAGCUCGAUCUACCCUUCACAAAAGGGUACAGCAGCUUCGUACAUCCACAAUGAAACAAUCUCAACUCAGUAAAGCAAGCAAGCAUACACUACCAAGUAAUUACAAGCAUGCUACAUCAGUUGAAACCAAGCAGCGGAGUACCAAUGUGGGUUCAUCCUCUAUUCAAGUUAUUAAACAACCACAAUCAGAAAAAAUUACUGGGCUUCCGAAGGUUGGUGAUAUGGUGCAUGUUUCAUCCCUCGGCAAGAGAGCAAUGGUUUUAAGAGUAGACACAUAUAAGGAAGAAAUAGUAGUUCAAGCCGGAAACAUGAAGCUUAAGUUAAAACUAAUUGAUGUUCAGACAUGAAUGGUGAGGGUAGUAUGAUUAUGGGCACUUUUUUGCUUGAUGCUGUUUCGUUGAUUUCAGAAUAGCAUACUCACUUGUCGAUAAAUUUUUCUUUCAUAAUUCUUUAUACAAUGGCAUAUAUGUGCAUAGAGAAAUCAA